Messenger RNA from Dioszegia hungarica, 3501 nucleotides. Its product is annotated as trafficking protein particle complex subunit 10. The transcript has 20 exons. Gene Ontology annotation, cellular component: TRAPPII protein complex. NCBI's taxonomy places the organism in Eukaryota, Fungi, Basidiomycota, Tremellomycetes, Tremellales, Bulleribasidiaceae. The record is from RefSeq and is a predicted model, not a curated record. Gene Ontology annotation, biological process: intra-Golgi vesicle-mediated transport; early endosome to Golgi transport. Bases 1 to 3501 code for a protein of 1166 amino acids.
AUGCCCCGCCCAAUCGUCUUGACCUACACGGUCCACCCGACCCAAGGCCCCCAGCGGGAGUACCUGACAGAUGCGCUCACAGGGAUGCAGGCGCAGCUGCCUUUGCGUAAUUUGCACUGGAAGUCUCCGACACGGACGGCGCUGCGGACGAUUCAGGAGGUGGAUGUGCAGCUUAUGGAGCUGGGAGAGGUGGGCCCACCAAGGGAGGUCGGGGGAAGUGUAUUAGAGGGAGCGCUUGUCAACUUGUGCUUCAUUGCAUGUGACGACGCAGAAAUAUACAAAAACUCGACGCGCUCGUUCAUCCGAGAUUGGCUCUCCCUGCUGUCGGCUCGCCGGAAUGUCCAUGCCCCACUCAUCAUCCUCGUCAAUCCUCCUUCAGCCAAAGAUACGGGUAAGAAUGUAUUUGGGCGGGACAAGGGUAUCCUCGGGAAGCUCAAGUCGGACUUUAACGUUGGCAAGCGCGACCGCUGCGUGCAGAUCAACUUGCCAUCUGGAAAUGUGGCGGACCCAGCAGCAUGGCCAGAAGUUAUCAAUAGGCUGAAAGAGAGCAUAGUGUCGGCGUUCGACUCGGCUAUCUUGGAGCGGGAGGAGGAGGUCAAGCGGGGUGAAGCGCAACGGAUGACGGUCGGAUGGAACUUUUGUACCUGGUUCCUCCUCAAGGAAUCCCUCGCACACUCUUUCGAAGGGGUCAACCUCCACGAAGACGCCCUGAUCGUAUAUGAAGAGCUCGACGCAACCUUCCUACAGAUCCUCAAGGAACAGAAUCUCUCCUGGUUCGGUAAACUCGGCGCGACGGGACCGCAGGAUGACUCGCUCCCUAUCCUCGACGUCCGCGCCAAGCCAUACAAGGAGAUGCUUCAAAGCAGCUCGAUCAGCAUCUUCGACUUCAGGGUGUAUGUGUUUGCGCGACAGGCGGUGUUGCUCGGUCGCUUAGGGAGGAUCACGGAGGUGGCGAAGCGAGGACAGUGGUUCGUUGCAAGCUUGUCGCGAAGGCUGAGGGAGAGUGAGGGCGAUCUCGCUGAGCAUUUCAUCGAAUCAUGGACGUUCACGGCGUGUAUGGACAUCGUGGCGAGAUGCGAUGAGUGGUCCCGCGUCGACAGACCAAAUGGGGACUACUCAGGACUGAUAGCGUACGAGUCUGCCCGAUCAGAGCUGCUCGACAUUGCUCGCGUCCAGGUCGAGCGGAUAGGCGUGUCAGCUGGCCACCUCCCCAGCGCAUACCCUUUCCUCGCGCCCACCGGCCUCGCCUCGCAAUCCGACGACGUCCUGUUCGAAUCUUCCGAUAACGGCCUCUCCGACGACGACGAUGACGAACAGACUGGCGAUGAUGGCCAGUCCGAUCGGGCUCGACUGUCCAACCAGCAGCUCGUGGACGCCAUGGGCGACGUCAAGAAGUUCCGGAAUCUGUACCUUGGCAUGACGAAGAAAGCGAUGUCAGCGUACGAGGCGUGCGGGAAGGUGAAUUCGGUGGUGAGGCUCAAGGCGGAUAUGGCUGCUUUGGCUUUGCACACGGAGGAAUGGCGGACAGCGUAUGACCUAUCCCGGGCACUCGCCAAGGACUGCGCCGACCUGCUUAUCUGGGAACCUAUCGCCAAGUUUGCGUUGGAGGGAGCACUACAGGCGCAUCGAAACCUGAAGCUCGCGAAAGACGAGGAAUGGGCGAAUAUUGCUACCGCGUACCUGCGGGUCAGAGCAAGCUCGAAGGAGGGUGUGUCGGCGCUGGAUGGGCCAGCUGGGCAGGAGGCGGAUAUGGGGUCCGAGAUACAGCUGAUCUUGGGGGGUCUGAAGGAGAUUGAGGUGGAACAUACUGUACACGAUCACAAGCUCUUCGACCUGUCUUUGGUAUCGAAUCAAGCGUCAGCGAUGAAUAAGGACCGGCCAGACAUCUCCAUGAUCUCCAUGGCCAUCUCAAGUAAUAUCGAUGAACCCUUCGACGUGGAUGACAUUCGCUUCGUUUACGAGCACGCCACAGCCGGCAUCGUAACAUAUAAUACUCUCGCAACGACGCUAUUCCCCGGCUACACCCAGCUCGACUUGUCAAGCGAGAGAUCCUGUGAGGGGGUGCUGAACUUGUCCGAAGCGCAAAUAUGGAUCGGCCAGACCUGCUUCUCGUACGCCCACCUGGCGAAUGACAGUCAGGUCAUCGCUCGCCGGCACCCCGAUGCGCCCAGUGUGAGCCUGCAGAUGCCCCGAACAAUCUCGCUCGAUGCAGAACCGUCUGUCGUCCUCCAUAUCUCGGCUGGCGCCUGCGAGAUGGAGCAUGUGGUCAUCUCGAUCGUGUCGCUACAUGACGAGAUGGCUUUCGACGUUUCAAGACUGUCUUCAUCCAACUCAAAUGUGUCGGUAUCCGAUACGGCCGCUGGGAUUACCUCGCUCGCGAAGGGAGAAGACGUGGAGCUGGCUAUACCCUAUCGCGGCACACCGCCUUCUGAGACUGCACAUGCCCGGAUCGUCAUGCGGUACAAGCGCGCUGGGUCGGAUGUCUCGAUGACGUACAUCGACGCGUCGAGCGUUUUUGUCGGACUGCCCUUGACGGUCAAUGUCCAGGACUUCUUCAGGAAAGAGAGUCUGAUCUCGCACUUUACGAUAGCGUCGGACGGGCGGGAAUAUCUACGCGUCAAAUCUGUGGACCUGCGUGCUGGGGAGGACAGCGGGGUCGAUGUUGAGCAGGCAAUCAAGGUGGAUACCAGUACUGUUGUCACGCCUGAACAGCACCUUUCGUGCCUGUUCAAGAUCCGCCAGAGAGAAGCUUCACGGUCAAAAAAUGUCGGCAGCGUGCUAAGGCUGAUCAUCGAGUACUGCAACAUCGAAGAAGAGGUCGAAGCUCGGCUAAAAGGCGUAAAGGCUGUACGCGCGCUGAAGCGGCGGAAUCGACAGUCAUGGUUGCCUAUGUACGCUGCGGAGGAGCGGAUAGAAGGUUUGCCCGAGAUUAGCUCUGCUGAGACUGCUAUCAAGCCUGAAGCUUUACCGUGGCGGACUCUCGAGAUUCCCGUAGACGUGCCCUCGCGACGAUUACUUGUGAUCGCCCGCCUCGCCGCGCCCACAUCAGCAGCAUCCGAGAUGAUCUACGAAGGCCGAGCACUAUCCAUGACCCUCAGUUUCCGGACGAGCUUCACCUGGGCCGGCCGGAGCUCUGGCAGGCAGAGGCUGGUAUUUGAUAUCGUGCCCAAUCCGGAUGAUUGGAUUGUGCUGGGUCGGAAGAAAGGGUUCUGGGACGCCGAGCCUGAGAAGGAGGAACGACAUGAAAUCACCCUCAUCCCCAUGCGUCCCGGCCCCCUCCUCCUGCCGACCGUAACGACCGCUAUCCUGCCCGCCUCCCCCUCGGAUUCUGCCAACCGAGGCAACGAUGAGCAGCUGCUCUGCGAGACCUACCUCGAGAACGCGGCCGAGGUCGUCCGGGUCUUGCCUGCCAAGAAGACGGUGAGGGUCAUGAUACCGCUCAUCAACGCCGGUGGCGGGAUGGUGGAGCAGCGGAGGGAAGAGUGGGGGAUGGUGGUCUGA